This is a messenger RNA of Psilocybe cubensis, 1098 nucleotides long. Its product is annotated as Neutral protease 2-like protein. The coding region runs from base 1 to 1098 and encodes 365 amino acids. Gene Ontology annotation, molecular function: metalloendopeptidase activity. Lineage: Eukaryota; Fungi; Basidiomycota; Agaricomycetes; Agaricales; Agrocybaceae. The record is from RefSeq and is a predicted model, not a curated record. The transcript has 9 exons. Gene Ontology annotation, biological process: proteolysis.
AUGAAUGAGCUACCGUUGUUUAUCUCCGUGAAAGCCAAGUUUGGCAAUGGAUUUGCUUUGGCAACGCCAGUCAAGCAGGAUGUAGCGAUCAGUGUCGAUAUCCAGACCACUUCUACAACACUGGCUUCUUCCAAAGACCUCGAGCUCGUUGCGACAGUCACUAAUAAUGGGGCGGAAACUGUGAAGGUACUGAAAUAUGGUACGAUCCUCGAUGGCCAACUCCCGACCAGGUCCUUCAUUGUAACAAAAGAUGGCAAUGAGGUUCCUUUCAUCGGAAUCAAGUUAUCGAUUGCCUUAAAUCAAAUUGACGACAGUGCAUUCGCUACUCUUGUUCCAGGCAAAAAUGUGACAGUCUCUCACAAAGUCGGCGCUCUUUACGAUUUUGUCGGUGCUGGUGCUGGCAAAUAUACAUUUACUCCUGUCACCAAAUUCCUCUUCGACAAUUCAGCGGACAAGGAAACGUUUUCGACCGCUUCCCGCUACCUCAAAGCACAGGUCACCUCAGUUAACUCUGUCGAUGUCGAGCUUCAAGGCGAAAUGGCGCGCGAGAUCAUGGCCCUAAACACCCGUGCUGUGGAUAUCUGCACCACCGAGCCCGACAAGUCUUUCAUCAACUCCAGCUACAUCGAGGCUAAGGCUCUGGCCAGCAUGGCAUCAGCGUACGUGAAUAGUACAGGCGCCAACGAUACCCUCUACACGUCCUAUUUUGGAGCCACACCUGUUACCGAAGUCGUUACUACCUUGGAUGCUGUCGCGGCUGAGGACUCUACCAAUCGAACCCUGAGCUGUGUCGAUACCUAUGAUGCGUGCACGACGAGCGGUCUGGUCGCUUAUACGGUCAUUGCUACCACUGAUAUAUACCUCUGCCCCAUUUUCUUCGAUCAAGUGCCCUCCAACGAUCUAUGUACCGGCCAAACUAAUGUCACUGCACGCAAUGCAAUUAAUACCGCUUUCAAGUUGACACACGCUGUGGGAAACACAGUAGACAUUGCAUAUGGAUGUGAUGCCGAUCAGGAACUGACAGACCAAGACAAGGUCCUCAACGCUGACAACUUUAAUUGCUUCGUUACCUCCAUUUUUGCAGACACUGAAUGCUAA